Messenger RNA from Loa loa (African eye worm), 2877 nucleotides. RefSeq lists its product as hypothetical. Lineage: Eukaryota; Metazoa; Nematoda; Chromadorea; Rhabditida; Onchocercidae. The record is from RefSeq and is a predicted model, not a curated record. The transcript has 19 exons. The coding region runs from base 1 to 2877 and encodes 958 amino acids.
AUGAGUAGCAUUUUUGUAGGAAUCUACCUCUCAGUGGUUUCUGAUGUGAAUGCGUUUGUGCUAUUCUCUCCACAGCAUGGUACAAAUUAUAACAGAACAACGAUUUUUUUGCAGAAUGGUUGUCCAUCUCAUUCAAGUUCUGUCGUGGGGACAGAGUCUGGUCGACGUCAUGUACUUCCUCUAGAUAGUAUCAGAAGGCCAGAUUGUGCUGUGAUGAUCAAAAUUGCUUCAACUAUCAUUUCCCUUGAAAAGCCAUUUGUGGAUUUGGUGGCAGUGGCGGAUGUUUCACUAUUAUCUCAUGUUCGCCAGCCUCUCUGUAUCAGCGCACAAUUGACACUGUCAACGUCAGUAACAGUCCCGGUAUCAUGCAUUUUGUCGCCAUUCGAUUCUGCCAGACAGUCGUGUCUUCUGCGAAUCAUUGUACCUUAUUCGUGGUUCCCGCUUAACAACGGUCAUAAGCAGAUCGUCACACUUCUGCAUUCCACAGAUAAAGAAUGUGGCGCUCUGCACGCUGAACUAUAUCGCACAAAAAUUAUACUGUUAUCGCCUUCUCCAAAUUAUGGAUCAUUUGAUCUUCACAGACAUUUUCCCACAUUGCAUCUGCAGCUACUGUCACCAACGAAUUUUACUCUUGCGGCAAGUUCGCUUACAACUUUAUUGCUGCAUUUCGAUUACAACGGUACCAAUGAAACUCGCUUCACUGCUAUACAGAUAAGGAUUUGGCUAAACAGUUAUUUGAAACUUCUAAGCGUCACUUCAGCAGAUCCAAAGCUGUGGACAAUACAAGUGGAAACUGCUUCUCAUCCUGACACUUAUAUGACCUUUACGUGUCACUACCACUCUUCCUCAUCUUUGGAUGGCAAUUUCGAGAGAUUCAAUGGGUAUAUAAUGAUGAUGUUGAUCAAAGUAAAAGGCCCGACAGAAACAAAAUCCAAAAUGCAAUCAAGUGCUAUCGAUAAUGAUUUGGGUAAAACGACAACAAAGAGAGUGACAACACAAUUCCGCAUAUUUUCGGAUUUUCUAUAUGCUUUACUGCCAAUGAUCAAAGGAGAAAAUCUGGUCAAUACAGCUGUGCUAUCAGGAAAGCAAGCUGCGGUACCAAUGAAGAUAUUCUCCGUUACGGAAGGUGGAAAUCUGGAUGACGUAACUAGCAGUUCAUAUUGUUUGAGUGCCGAAUCACGAGUUUUGAAGGUUUCACCAACUUGUAGUUCCAUCUACGUUGACGGAUCAGAGUUACGUGGUAUGAGUAAAGUUAAAGUGCAUGUCCAUUUUAAAACAAUGACCACUUCGAUUGAAGUUACAGUUUGGUAUCCACGACUUCCAAUAACUGUUUGGUUAUCAGAUCCAGUGCUAAAUGCCAUCAAAGACUGGCAAAUAGCAGUGUGGAAGUGGCUUCCUAGCAGACGUAAAAGGGAAGCCCGACAGUUUGGUUGUAUCAAUAAGUAUCAACAAGCCGAGAUUCGCAUCCUUGCAAGUUAUUAUGUAGGCGAUAAAGAGACUGGAGAACGGAUCUAUCUAUCCGGUGACCGGGAUAUUUUAUUCGAUGUGACAUCAUUGACUAUGAAUCAUGUGCAUAGUUCAAAUAUUGCUGUUGCUGUUGUAUUACCUCGACAAGAUCGCAUUUUUGUUGUGGCCCAUCGUCCCGGUUCAGCCAGGAUAACAGUUCGCUCAAAUACUCCAAAUAUAGAUUACGGCAGUGCUCCAAUCGUGGUGACGGAAGAUGCUGUCUCCAUACGACGGUUUGCGGUAGAAGGAGUUGCUGAUAUUGCUUUAGAUAUUGAACGAAUUCCUAGAAGGGCUCACGAAUAUGUCGUUUCAACGUUUGUUCAAAACACUUUGACUUAUAAGUAUCAACAUGCCACUCUGGUGUGUCGAUUAUAUUUCUCGGACGAACAGGUGCUUGAAUUAACCGAUAUUCCAUCAGAGCAGUACGUAUUGAGAGGAUGGAGUUCAGAUGAGCAAGCCAUAGCAUUGAAUCAUGGACCAGGUGGCCAUAACAUCGAACUUAUCGUUCUACAGAAUGCUAAAAAUGUGAUAAUCUCAGUUAGCUUACAUAGUCCAGUGCAGUGCAGUGAACCAGAUUCGAAAGCUAUCGUUCAGAUCGACUAUCCCGUACAAGUCGAAUUCAAUGAAAGGAAGUUUACAAGCACAUCAUCUAUGAUUAGUUAUAGCAAUAGCACGAGACUGGAGUCUAUCACCAGUUCUGGUGGAUGGAAUUCGGAGGUGUUGCUGGGGCUAAUCAUUCUUCUGGCUGCAAUAAUAGGUAUUGUGCAUGCGAUAGGUUCAAAGGGCAGACAACCAUUCAAUGAAGGUUAUGAGAAGUUAGUACUGCCAAUUCUUACUCGAUUAAGUUCAUCGAGCUCAUGUGGAAAAGAUGAAAAUUCACAGGAAUGGAUAUGGUUAUCGAAGGCGCAAAUUGAUAGUGCCAGUAUAAACAGCAGGUAUUCACAGAAAUCAACUAUGGAUGUCGCUGAUAAUACAUCAAAUGUAAGUACUGGGAGUACGCAACGUAGCAUAUCAUAUCGUGGAUCAGAAAUCAGCGUAUUCAUAUCUCCACAACCUGCUGUGGCUAUCAAUCUUGAUUCGUUGGAAAGACAUACAACAAGCUGGCGUGGUAGAGAGAAAGCCAAGUUGAAAAGAAAUGCGAUGAUUGAUAGCAGUUCUUCAGAACAUAACCUUUCCAGAUAUUCAUACGCAAAUUUGAAUGGGUACGGCUUUACUUAUGUCGCCUCCGCUGGCAACGGAAAAAGUCCGUGGAACAGAGGAGAAGGAAUUGCUGCAGCAACAUCCAAACAAGUAUGCUGGCGACAUAUCGAUCGUGAUUUUAGCUUCGAUUCCGUGCCUGAUAUGGAUGGAAUCCGAGAAACAGUCACCUAA